Messenger RNA from Caenorhabditis elegans, 3006 nucleotides. RefSeq names its product ATP-dependent RNA helicase (gene mel-46). The transcript has 10 exons. Gene Ontology annotation, cellular component: P granule. The record is from RefSeq and is marked reviewed. Bases 6 to 2927 code for a protein of 973 amino acids. Gene Ontology annotation, molecular function: nucleotide binding; hydrolase activity; nucleic acid binding. NCBI's taxonomy places the organism in Eukaryota, Metazoa, Nematoda, Chromadorea, Rhabditida, Rhabditidae.
AGCCAAUGGAGUUCUCCGAGGUAAUCGAGGUAUUAGACCGCGGCAGCUCGAUCGAUGUCCAAUCGAAUUGCACGUUCGAGUCGCUGAUGAUCGGACAAAAGACGCUGGAACGUCUGAAAAAUAGCCAAUUCGACAGGCCGUCUCCAGUUCAGGCCCGGGCCAUCCCAGUCGGCUUGCUGGGAAGAGAUAUGCUUGUUCAGGCCAAGUCAGGAACCGGAAAAACGCUCGUUUUCUCGGUUUUAGCCGUAGAAAACCUGGAUUCUCGAUCUUCACACAUCCAAAAAGUCAUUGUGACUCCGACGAGAGAGAUUUCUGUUCAAAUUAAGGAAACUGUGCGGAAAGUCGCUCCGACCGGCGCUAGAACUUCAGUAUACGUUGGAGGAUCCGCUCACAAGCUGAAUCUCAUCGAUUUGAAGCAAACGCGCCCACAAAUCGUCAUUGGAACUCCUGGUCGGAUAGCACAGCUCGUCAAGCUCGGAGCAAUGAACAUGUCCCAUGUGGACUUUUUUGUGCUCGAUGAGGCGGAUAAGCUGAUGGAUGAAGUGUUUAGAGAUGAUAUAAAUAUUAUCAUCAAUUCUCUGCCUCAAAUCCGCCAAGUUGCCGUGUUUUCAGCCACCUACCCGCGAAAUCUUGACAAUUUGUUGUCGACUUUUCUCCGCGACGCGGCACUUGUUCGGUUUAACGCUGAUGACGUUCAACUGUUCGGAAUCAAGCAAUACGUAGUCGCAAAGUGCUCUCCAAUGCUCGAAAAGCUCACACAUGUGCUGAAAUCGAUCAGAUACGUGCAGGCACUGGUGUUUUGCGAUCAGAUUUCAAAAUGCGAACCCAUCGCCACUCAUCUCAAAUCCUCAGGCCUCGACGUGACCUUCGUCUCCAGUGCAAUGUCGCAAAAAGACCGCCAACUCGCCGUAGAUCAGCUCCGCGCGAAACGAGUCAAAAUUCUCGUCUCCUCCGACCUGACCGCCCGUGGAAUCGACGCUGACAACGUGAAUUUGGUGGUGAACAUCGAUGCCGCAGCCAACGAAGAGACCUAUUUCCACCGUAUCGGUCGUGCGGCACGAUUCGGUGCUCACGGAGCAGCUGUGACACUGCUGGAGGAUGAACGAGCAUUGAAGGGCUUCACAGCGUUGGCUUAUCGGGGAAAAGUCACUGUGAAGCGGGUUGUUGAAGGUGUACACGAGUUGCCUGGUGAUUUGGUGAAGAAUCAGGAGUUUUGGAAGGAUUUGCCGUAUUUUAUAGAUUUUGAAACACCGCCCACUGGUCCCAACGAUCUGAACAAGGUUCCCGACCGUCAAUCAGCUGUAGAAUCCCUGAAAUCCGAACGAGAAGCUUCUGGAAUAGUGACGUCAUCGUCGAAAAAAUACACAAGAGAUGAGAUGAUGGCGAUGCGAUCGGACACCAAAAAUGAGCAAAGUGUAGAAGAAAUUUCUGCAAAAAUUGAGAAUUUAAGCGUGGAAACUGAGACUGACGAAAAAGAGAAUGUCGUGGAAGUGAAGAAAACGUUCAAAGAACGGCUCGCCGAGCUGAAGGCGGCAAAAGCGGCGGCGAAGAGCCAAACGGAGCCAGAAGCGCCAAAAUCGGAGCCAAAAUCCAAGUUUAAAUUCGUUCCAACACGAGAAAAGGCGAAGAAGAAGUACUACAUGCGCGGCGAGCUCCAACACAUUCGUGAAGCCUUCACGUCGGAGCAAUGGAGAGCCUACGCUGAGACGAAAUUCGAUUUUACAGAGGAACCGUUUUUGGGGGGUCCUGUAGAGUCAAAAAGUGCUGAAAAUUCGCAAAUUUCAAGCUCCGGGGACGUUGGAAAGGCUGAAAUUCUGGAAAAUGUCGAAAAAACGGAGCAAAAUCCCCCAAAAAUCAUCAAAUCCCGAAAUGUGCAAAUUGGAAGCCAAGAAGACGUUGGAAAUUCGAAAAAUGCCGAGAAAACUCCCUUAAGAGGAUCGGAAGCAUCGAAAAAUGCUGAAAAUUCGCAAAUUUCAAGCUCCGGGGACAUUGGAAAGGCUGAAAUUCUGGAAAAUGGUGAAAAUCCCGUGAAAAAUCCCCCAAAAACCAUCAAAUACAACCGAUUCGAGAUGAAAAAGAUCCAAAAAGAAGUGCCCAAGGAUUCAUGGAUUCCCUACGUAAAAUCCAAAUGGAACACCACCGAAGAACCAUGGGAGCUUGAUCAAUGGCUCCGUUGCCCGUUUGAAGAACGUCUCCGACGGCAACGAAAACGCGAGAAAGACGAGCGUCGGAAAGUGAUUGAAGAUCGGAAAAAGCGGCGAGACGAGGAUCGGCAGGAGCUUGUGUCGAGUGGAAGGAUCACGAAGGUGGUGGAGAUUCGGGAGACAAGCUGGCAGGAUUAUCAGGCGAGAGUUCGCAGAGAGUUUGAGGAAGCUACGGAGAAACGACGGAAAAUGAUGACGGAAGGAGCUGCUGAGGUUCUACGCAGGAUUGGACCUGUGGUCCCACAACGAACGCCUCCACUGAUCUACCGUUAUCGUGUUGAUAUGUACAAAAGGCGGCUCGACGAGCAAGAUGCCUACCUACAGCAUCAGAAUAAGCUGGACGAUGGAAUUUUGAAGGAGACGGAGGCUCAGACGACGGCGGAAAAUCCAGAAAAAUCGAUGGAAAUGGUGGAGAUUGAGUGUCAAACCGACGAGAUUCAGGAGGAAUUGGCGGAAGAUGAGGAGUACUGGGAUGAAGAAUAUUGGGAUGAGGAGGAGCUGGAAGGAUCAGAAGGAUCCCAAGAAAUUUUCGACGAUUUUCCCGAUGUGGUGGAGGAGCUGGAAGGAUCAGAAGGAUCAGAAGAAGCAUCUGAAGCUGCUCCACGGGCUCCGCAACUGGAGCAUCUCGCGGCGGGAUAUCUACGGAAUAUGAAUUUCCAGGCGGCAACGCAAAGUUAUAUUGAUCUCAUGAACUCGUUUGCCAGAAAUUUUGGUGGAAAUUGAUCUAAUUUUCGGGUUUUUUUUUUGUAUUUUUGUUAUGUUUUUUGAUAAUUUUGAUUUUUAAAUUUUUUAUUGAUUUUCC